AAAAUAAAACUAGGCCCUAAUCCUACGACUCCUAGGACUAGGAGACCUAGAUAGGAAGCUUCCCAAAAUUCUCUACUUCUCUCUCUCUCUCUCUCUCUCUCUCAUUAUUGUGACGCAGCCACCGCGUCACUGUAUCGUCCACGACCUCAAGCCUCGCUGAUCGUGUUGGAAUAAAACCUGAAGGCGCGAAAAAUCCAAUUCCACACAGACCUAAUUGAUUCCGAUUACCGAAUCAGUGUAGGGGAACGAGUUCACAGGUUCUGGUGGACCUUAGCCGUCGUCGAUGCUGAGGAGGGCCAAUUUGGGUAUUUGAUCAUCAGGAAUUCCAUUGGUUUCUCUACAGGUUCAUUAACAUCCCCUCUUCCAAGAUGAGUUCGACACUUUCAUCAUCUAGUGGAAUUCUUGUGCCAUCUACGCUUGGUACCUGUGAGUCCGGGGUUUCCGGUCAUUUUGGCCAAGUACAAUUGGAUUAUUAUGAUCAUGAUGAAACAGAAUUGCUCUCCGUCUCAUGGAAUCAGGACUAUGGUUGCUUUGCUGCUGGAACAUGUCGUGGUUUUUCUAUCUAUAACUGUGACCCUUUUGAGGAAACUUUCAGACGUGAUCUGAAAAGCGGAGGAUUUGGAAUCGCUGAGAUGCUUUUUCGGUCCAAUUUUUUUGCACUUGUUGGUUGUAAGUCCAAUUCCCAAUACCCUCCUAACAAAGUAAUCAUUUGGGAUGACCAUCAGAGCAGGUGCAUUGGUGAAUUUACAUUUAGGUCUGAGGUUCGGGCAGUGAAACUAAGACUGGAUCGCAUUGUUGUUGUUCUUGAGCACAAAAUAUACGUGUACAAUUUUACAGAUUCCAAGCUUCUUCAUCAAAUAGAAACUCUGGCCAACCCCAGGGGGCUUUGUUGCCUUUCACACAACUCAAAUACAUUUGUCUUGGCUUGCCCAGGUCUUCGACGAGGGCAGGUUCGAAUUGAGCACUUUGGUUUGAUUAUGACAAAGUUCAUAUAUGCUCAUGAGUCUCAAAUUGCUUGCUUAACCUUAACAAUGGAUGGGCUUCUUCUUGCAACUGCCAGUACAAAGGGUACUUUGAUAAGAAUUUUCAACACAGUGGAUGGGACUAUGUUACAGGAGGUUCGAAGGGGAGUGGACAAAGCAGAUAUAUAUUGUAUUGCUCUAUCUCCUAAUGUCCAGUGGCUGGCUGUCUCUAGUGACAAGGGCACGGUUCAUUUAUUCAGCCUCAGAGUUAGGGUGGUGGGGGAGGACUCAUCUUGUUCUAGUGCUGCUCAAAGUCCAGCAAUGGUUUGCCGGAGUUCCUCAUUGUCCCCCGACGCCCUUAUUUCUCCCAGUACUACUGCCAACCCUGGUUCAUCAUUCUCAUUUUUGAAAGGGCUAUUACCACAAUAUUUUAGCUCAGAAUGGUCAUUUGCCCAGUUUCACUUACCAGAAUACACUACAUUCAUCGCGGCAUUCGGGUCUCAGAACACUGUUAUUAUUGUGGGCAUGGAUGGCAGUUUCUACAGGUGCAGCUUUGAUCCUGUGAACGGAGGGCAUAUGUUGCAGCAGGAAUAUGUCCGCUUUCUCAAGACGGACAAUAGACCGAAAUAGGGCCAUACUUGAGGACUUUGUGGGCAGUAUACGUGCGUUGCGGCAACUCAUUGAUCGGGAAUACCACCAUGUAAGCAAUGCCAUUUGGGACUCUAGAAGUAGCCUUCAAUUAGUCCAAUUCUUGUCUUUGUACAUAUGAAAGUCCAUUUCAUACCAUUGUUAUUCAGUGCAGUGUUCAGGAGCAAUUAACAAAUCUCUGUGAAUAUAUUUUAUCCAUGGGCUAAUAGAUUUUCGUAACUGUAUAUUAUUUAGAAAAUGAAAAUACCACGCUAGUAAAAUAAA
This is a messenger RNA of Rhododendron vialii, 1874 nucleotides long. Its product is annotated as autophagy-related protein 18c-like. The transcript has 6 exons. Lineage: Eukaryota; Viridiplantae; Streptophyta; Magnoliopsida; Ericales; Ericaceae. Gene Ontology annotation, cellular component: phagophore assembly site membrane; extrinsic component of membrane; cytosol. The record is from RefSeq and is a predicted model, not a curated record. The coding region runs from base 369 to 1592 and encodes 407 amino acids. Gene Ontology annotation, biological process: protein localization to phagophore assembly site; nucleophagy; autophagy of mitochondrion. Gene Ontology annotation, molecular function: phosphatidylinositol-3,5-bisphosphate binding; phosphatidylinositol-3-phosphate binding; protein binding.